AUGUUCUGUGUGGCCGAAGCGUGUGCUUUCUUGGUCGACGGUCACGUGACUGGCGGCGCUGCUGUGACCGCUGCGCGCCGCAGUCUGGACGCCGCGCGCGGCCGCCUGCGGGACCCAGAGCUCGCGGAGCGCAUGGGCUAUUUGGCGGCCGGCAUCGGCGCGGCGAGGGAGGCGGGCGGCACAUCGCCGCGGGCUGCCGCUCGAGGCACAAACCUGUACAGUCGAGGCCACGACGAGGAUGAGUGCGUCGUAGGCUCGAGGCCCGAGAGGAACAGGUACCUCGCCGAAGGGCCCGCGGCCCUCGAGGGGCCGGGCCGCGGCCGCGCCGCCGCGCUGUGCCUCACCGGGAGCCUGCGGGCCGCCCUCCUGGACCCCCAGCGUCUCUUCGUGGCGCCGCUGCAGUCGGUGGUGCUGCGGCGGUUGCGCGGCGCGGGCUACUCGGUCGACGUCUUCGCGGUGACCUCCGCGGCACUGCGGGACCUGCGGCUGCGCGAGCUGCUGUGCGUGGACGAGGCGGCCAGGACGCCCGCCGAGGCGCGCUGGCUGCGAAGCGGGCCGCGGACGGGCUGGCGGCGCGAGGCCUUCCUGGGGCAGCUCAGGAAGGUUCGCGCCUGCGCCGACCUGGCCGCCGGCGGCGACUACCAGCUGCUGGCUCGCGGGCGGCUCGACGCGCUCUGGCACCGCUUCCCCGAGGACGUGGCCUCCCUCGAGGCACCGGGCGUGGUGUGGCUGCCGUGGCGGGCCACCGAGGGCCUCACGCAGUACGUCAACGACUGCUUCGCCGUCGGGCGGCCUGAGGAGAUGGCGCCCUACCUGCAAGUCUACGACGCCUUGCUGAACCCAAGGCUGUGGCCCGUUCACCGCGCGUUCGAGGACACCCCAGACGGCUUGGACACCGAAGAACUGUGGGAGGUGUCCCUCCUGGCCUCGAACGUCCUGGCGAGGCAGCACCGCGGCAUCUGCUUCAAUCUCCUGUCGAAGGACCCGCAUGCCACCCGCGCGGGCGGGCACGCGGAGGGCGAGGAUAAUUGCCAGACGCUGCCGCUGGAUGUCCACCCGCACGGGUAUUUCUCGGGGGCGGAGUGGCGACGCGCGCCACUGAAGUUUUUGCCGGGCCACUUCGAGCACAACGCUCUCCUGACCGCCCGGCUGCUGCACCUGCUGCUCGCCGAGUGGGCGCGGCUGGGCCGCCCCGCGAAGGUCCUGGACUUUGGCUGCGGCAGGGCGACCAUGCUGGAGCGCUGGCUGCAGUCCUACCCCGCGAGCCUCGCCGGCGUGGACAUGCUGCCGGGGCUCCGGGAGGUCCUGGGCGACGACCUGCUCCGCCUCGACCUGGCCCAGCCCGCCUUCCCGGCCCCUCGCGGCCGGCCGCGCGGCUGCCGCGCCGAGCCCCCGCCCGGGGCCGGCGGGGCCGCAGAGGUGCAGCCCGAGCUGCUCAGGCGCUGCUGCCUCGACCGCGCCUGCCGCGGCAUCUCCCCGGCGCUGGGCGAGAUGGACGACGUGCAGCUGCGGCCGAGGAACCUGUCUGCGCCCGGCGUGCUGCCCUGGGGCGACGGCAGGGCGGACUGGGUGCUGGCGGUGGACGUGGUCGCCUCGGUGCCGCCCGCCCGCAGGGGGAUCUUCUUCGAGAACGUGGCGCGCUUCGCGGCCGAAGGUGCCGUCUUUGUGGGAGACCGCGGCGGCGAGCCGUCCGUGUCGACGCCACGGCACCCGCUCGAGAGCCUCGGCUUCUUGCGCGAUCGGCUUGCCGAGAGGUGGCUUGCACCGUUCGCGGCGCAGUGGUCCGUGGGGCGCUGCGUGUUUGGACUCUCGUACGGCUGCGUGGACGGGGCGCACGUGUGGGUCUCCGACGGCUGCGACGGCUGGUUCCGGCGCGGGGGAGCCCCCGAGGCCGCGUGCCUCAGCGACGCGGGUCCGGGCGCGCGGCGGAGCAGGUGGAGCUACGAGCCCGAGCAGUGGCAGUACGUCGAGUGCUUCCUGCCAGAGUCGGCAGAGUACUCCACGGGCCCCCUGGCGGCCCAUUCGCUCCAAUCCUGUGGCUCGCGGCGCGACGCGCAGGCCAAGGAGACUCAGCAGAACAGGGCCUCUCUUUCGGAGAGGGACGGGGGUGCGGCGAGCUCGACCGCUCUCGGGGCCGAGGACCCAGUCCAGACGAGGCUCGAGACCCUGCGCGGCACGCUGCGCUCGCCCGGGUGCCAGGCGCUGGAGCGCAAGGGGGACAAGCAGAGCUCCGUCAUCAGAUGGAGCGUCAUGGUGGUGAAGUGCCCGGCAUGCGAACAGCCAUUCAGGGACGACUGGGCGCUGGGCCGGCACAUGGGGACCGCCGCGUGCAGACGGAAUAGGGCCGUGCGGAGGCGCCCUGCGGGCGCUCGCGGCCUCGCUGGGCAGGGGAACGCGCGGCGAGGGGCGCGGCGUUCCCUGAGAAGGUUUGUCGCAUACCUCAAAGACACCUUGAAGAGACAACGCAGGGGCGCGCAGGGCUUGCGCACCACGCGCCUUGUGCCCUACUCGCCUCUGCUCGACCCGCGUUCUUCUCAAGUGAAGGCGGGAGACUUGCACGGCGCGGCGAGGGAGCUGCUGGAGGCGAAUCGGAAACUUCGGUCCAGCGCGUCGGCGAAGCACUUGCGUGUGCGCCUGCUGGCGGGGGUCCUCGCGACGUGCUCCGCGUGGGCGCCGCGGUUCGCGAAGCUGGUCGGCCCCCCGCCCGUGCCCACCACGGAGGCCUUCAAGCAGCGGGUCCGCAGGGAGGUCACGAAAGCGGCCCGCUCACGAAGGCAGCUCUUCAACGUCGGAAUCCAGGCCACGCUGGGGUUCACGAUGACGAGCUUCCGUGGGCCGGCCCUCCAGCUGCGAGUGGACGAAUUCGUCGACGUCGCGUGUGAGCGGGCGGACCGGGCGGCAGACGGCGCGGCGGCAGCGGACCUGAAUUCGUUGCUGGACGCCGUUGCGGGCCCGUUCCUCCCACGCGAUGGGUGCAUGAUCUCCUUGUCCACGUGGUUGCGGGCGGCCGUGGGCGAGGCGCCCGAAAGCGACAUCGACGCCCUCGCGGGCGCCCCCAUGGCCUCGGGGGCCGCGGCGGGCGCGGCGACGCUCGCCGGCGACUCCGCCGAGGAGCUUGAGAGGAGCGGGGCCCUGGUCAUGGCCCGUGCGCCAGUGCUCGUGGAGGAGAUGGACGCCCUGUGGCCGCGGGGCGGCCGGGAGGGCCGCCCCCCCAUUGGCCCGGCGCGGUUGUGCGUGCAGCUAUGCCAAUGGAAGCGGCGCGGGUUCGGGACGUCCUGCAAGGCCAACUCCUUCUUGGCGAUGUUCCAGUCCUUGCAGGGCGACCCGCGCAGCUGCGCCAGGGCGUCCAUCUCUUCCACGAGCACCAGCGCGCAGGCCAUGACGAGCGCCCUGCUCGUCUCAAGCUCCUCGGCGGAGUCGCCGGUGAGCUUCGCAGCGCCCGCCGCGGUCCCCGAGGCCACGGGGGCGCCCGUCAGGGCGUCGAUGUCGCUUUCGGACGCCUCGCCCACGGCCGCCCACAACCACGUGAACAAGGAGCUCAGGUACCCAUCGCGCGGGAGGCGCGGGCCCGCGACGGCGCCCGGCGACGACUUCAGGCCGCCCAGUCUCGCGCAACGCUUCCACGCGGAGCACAUCGCGAGGGCCCCCGCCAUCAUGCGCGCGCGCAAGUGGCCCGCCGACGCGCUGGCCAUCCCGACGGCCGAGGCUCCGCUCGUGCCGCUGCGGCUCUUUUGCGACGCCCACGUGCAGCUGACGGAGGAGGAGGCAGGGGCGAGCUGGGCCGCCGGCGCCAACGUGCGGGCCGGCGAGUGCCUGGCGUUCAACGCGUGGCCCGCCCACGGGCGCCCCGUCCGCGUCGUCGUCCGCGAGCUCGAUCGGGACGGUCAGGGCGCCGAGGCGGCCCGCGAGGGCGGCCACCCGAGGGCGAGGCCGGGCGCGGCGGCGGUCUGGGCGGAGGCCGUCGCGCGGCGGCUCGUCGACGCCGAGGAGGGCCUGGCAGCAGUGUACGACAGGAACGACCCGGGGUCCGCGUGGGGCAACGGCAGCAGGAUUUGGCGGGCGGUGGCGUGGGGCCCCGACCCCGGCGACCACGGGCCCGAGGCGUCUCGCACGCCUGGCGCCGCGGCCGCAGCACUCGGCCGCCUGGACGCCUUCGCAGUCCUCCUCCAGACCGUCCGCUUGCUCGCGGAGGUGCUCGUGUCGGCACCCGCUCUGCCGGGCUUCGGGCGAGCGCCCGCGGGCAUCAUGGAGGCCGCGGCAGCGGCACUGCAUUCCCUGCGGCGCGCCGCGCCAGCUGGAGGAGCAAAGAGCAGCUCGGGCACAGACUUUCGGAGGCGCGCUCCGCUCGCCAGGGGAGGGGCGGCAAGCGCUGGCCCAGCAGGUCCGCGCCAGUCUCCGACAGGUUGUCUUCGUGUGGCUGCUUGCUCUUCUGGCCAGAGUGGGGGAUGCUGGGCGAGCGUCUCCUCAGGUCCGCAGGGCUCGACGGCCUGA
Messenger RNA from Prorocentrum cordatum, 4491 nucleotides. Lineage: Eukaryota; Dinophyceae; Prorocentrales; Prorocentraceae. The record is from the annotation of a GenBank genome assembly.